Messenger RNA from Chiloscyllium plagiosum (whitespotted bambooshark), 5813 nucleotides. RefSeq lists its product as uncharacterized. Gene Ontology annotation, molecular function: zinc ion binding. The record is from RefSeq and is a predicted model, not a curated record. NCBI's taxonomy places the organism in Eukaryota, Metazoa, Chordata, Chondrichthyes, Orectolobiformes, Hemiscylliidae.
GCCUUUGGCUGGCAGAGAGCCACUGGUGCGCAGGCGCCUUGGCCGGUGGAGGGCGCCGCUAGUGCGCAGGCGCCCUGGCUGGCCUGGGGAAGGGUUUGAGGUGAGAGCGGGUCCGUCCCUUUUAUGGUUCCGGCUCUGGCAGAAACCAGAAUGGAGGUAGAUCCCAGCUCAGCAGCUGAAACCAAGACCAGCAACAGUACGGAGAAGACCAGGACCUUUGGCACAUCUCAAUCAAAACCUAGAAAUGCGAAUCCGUACCCCCCGGUCUGCCGCUUUUAUUCCCGUGGGAGGUACUGCCAGUUUGGACGGAGAUGCCGAUUUCUGCAUGAGUAUCUGGAACCACAGGUUAGCCCCAGCGUACCUGCAAACCAUAACGAUGGCAACGCUGAUGACACCUCCCAGUGCCAGGGCAGCACGGAGAGUCCCACUAAGCCUGCAGAGGAUCUGGGCCGGCUCCGACCUGGGCCACCCAAGAUGCUGGGACCCCGAGAGCGGCCUAAGAGGCCGUGCCGCUACUACCUGUCUGGUUACUGCGCGAUGGAAGAACGCUGCCGUUUCUGGCACCCGGAGAAGCAGCCCCCUUUGCGGGACUGCGUGGGGCCCGAAGCUGCCCGGGUCAGCCCUCGGCCAGUGGGCCCACUAAUCCGUCCACCCAUCCCCCGCCCUGCUGUGGUCAAGGAUGAGGUCAAGCUGACAGAGCUGACCCAGGAAGUUGCCCGGCAAUUACGGGAGACCGAGAUCAGCCAGCUGAUGAAGCGCUUCCCCAAGGAGCAGCUGAUUAUUCAGGAGAGCGAAAGUGGAAAGCAGACCUAUUACCGCAUCGUGGUGGAGCCCACAGACCCAGAAUGGCCGUUUGAUUUGAAGGAGAUGGAUAUUCAGAUCUGCUUCCCAGAUGAAUACCCUUUGGAGGUGUUCACUGUGGAAAUCCCUGAGGAUCAGGAGCUACCAGUGUCUAUGGGAAGGCAUGUGUGUACGGCCUCAGAGGAGUGGCUACGGGCAAAGCAUGCCACCAACCGGUUGAUGGGGAAGUUGGAGCUGCUGUUUCGUCCAUACUUGCGAUGGCUGGACCGCAACAUGGAGAAGCUGUUCACCGAGGGAGCUAGACAGAUAAAGAGGGAAUUAGACACAGAGAGAGCUGGGAUACACAUUGUUCCCUACCAGCAGCUACGGGCACGUUUACCUGGUGCUUCGCAAACAACCGAGACAUCUGCAGGCCCUCGGAAGGAGGAUGCCAGUGAGGAGUUGUCCCAGAAGCUGCAGGAGGUCAAGGUGACAGAAUCGGAAAGUCCCGAAAUGAGUGGCACAGGGAGUGAGAUCAGCACCAGUGAGGAGGAAGACGAUUGUUCGAGGACUGGCUCGCCAUCUGGUGACCCUCCGAUCCCAUGUAAGGGCACUGCCAUGCGGCUUGUUGGCCUAGAGCUGGGGGAAGAGACGGCAACACUGUCAGCCCAGCAGAUCACCGUGUCACUGAAGUGCAUCAGGUGCAAAGUUGGUUCACAAUUUACUGUGUCACAGAAGUGCCCUUCAUAUGUAAGCUGUGAGAAAUGUAACACAGACAUCAGCGUAGCGUUCCAGCCCAGUGUAGUUCAUGAGCACUCAGACAUAAUGGGAUACCUGGACCUGUGUGGAUGUGUCCCUAUAGAAUUAGUGAUACAGGACAGUCGGUUUGCUGUGGGCUGUCUAAAAUGCUCCAAGGAGGGACCGCUGCAGGGCCUCUCUUACGGCCGAUACAAGGAGUUAAACUGCUUGCAAUGUCAUGUAAAACUCAGUGUUAUGGUGGAAGCUGCACAGUUUUACCAGAUCCAUGCCCAAUCACAGGAUGAAACUGAUGCAAAUAAUGCAGUUCAUCGGCGUCGGAAGAGACAGCCCCCCGGACCUGUUCUUCAGUACGGGAAGCCCCUGCCUGAGUUUGGUACCUGUGUGCACUACAAGAAGAGUUUCCGCUGGCUAAGAUUUCCAUGCUGUGGUAGAGCGUAUCCAUGCGAUGUGUGCCAUGACGAUGACCAAGACCAUGUGAUGGAGAUGGCCAAUCGAAUGAUCUGUGGGUACUGUGCAAAGGAGCAGCCGUACAGCAACGGGAAGCCCUGCAUUUCCUGCAGAGCCAUAAUGACAAAAGGCUUCCACUCCAGUCACUGGGAGGGAGGUCAAGGCUGUCGCAACCGAAUCAAGAUGAGUCACAAAGACAAACAGAAAUAUUCAAACUCCAUGAAAACAGUGUCACGCCGAUCCCAGCGUCAGCAUCAGAAAUGAGCAAUGAGGCCCCUGACUAGAGAUCUCGAACUUGGAUUGUGGCCUUAGUAAUGACUCCAUGAGUAGGUGUGGUGUGCACGCGUGGUUCUUUUUUUAACCCCAAUUGUUUCUCUCUCCAUUGAGAUGGUGAAAAGAUAAACGUUAUUUUCAGAUUUUAAAGAAACAAGCUGAUCUUGUGGAGGUUGGGGGGGAUGGUGGAGCAGCCCCAGGAAAGAGGAACGGGACAGCUUUUAGUUUGAUCUCUAGGAUUUACACUAGCAGCCACCUUCUCUCACCAACCCCUCCCCCCAACCCCAUAGAUACCUGUGGAUGAGAAACACAGUCGGCAGGAAGCCAUUGUUUACUGUAGUCCAGCUCCCCUUUGAGUCCCGGGUUCAGCCGAGUUUGUGCCACCACAUCAAGAAGGAAGAAGUUCCAGAUGUGAUGAUGAUUCUCCUGCUAGCGUAGCUGCAUUUAUGCUGACAAUGGUGAAACCAUGUGUGCACUCAGGUGUGUGGUUCAGAUGUGACUCUCAAACUGCCAGAUAUAAUCUGGCACAGAGGCCUCCCUCCUUUCACUGGCCUAGGGGGCAGUGCAGUUCAUUCUGUCUGCGAUUUUAAACUGGGUGUAGAAAUUUGAGUAAGGCACUGUAGGACAGCCCAGCAUUGACCCCCUGCACAGACUCUGGAUGGUGUCUCAACUCUAGGUCCAGGCUGCUCCUCAUGACUGGAGCUUGCAGACAGAAAUUGUGUUAAAAUUUUGGUUUUGGAAUGUUAGCAGGUUAUCACUGUGGUGAUCCUCAUUUAAUUUGGCUGUUUUAUAAAAUGCAGUCACAUCUCCUUCCAUGCAACAUGUUGCCAAACCAACAAUAAGCAAGGAAGCCGUCCUGGGCCUGGAAAUGAUGAUAGCAGGGAAGGUUAUAACCCUCCCUUGGUUAAGCCUGGGCAUCUGACUAGGAUUAAGAGCAGUGGGCAGUGCCAGUGUGGAAAUGCGUAAGUAAUACUGUGUCUGAUUUUAUCCGUCCCAGUCUCGAAGAGCUUGCUAGGGAGCAAGACGCUGUUUCCCAAGUGAGCAUGUUAUUCCUUGCUUGUAUUAUGCUUGGGACUCUUGUACAGACCUGGUGCAGUUAUUCCCAAAUGAUAUACUGACAGCAUGUUGGAGGCUGCAGGAGGCCAUUCAGCCCCUGAAUUGGCUCACCUGUUCAAUGCAGCAAAGCCAGAUCCUACCCCUUAAAACCCUCAGCUGAAAAAAUUCUCUGAAGUGAGCUCUGAGUUUCGAUAAUGAGAACAUGCCAGAUAUUUGUCAUAUUGAGGCAAUGCAGUUGAGCUCUUUCUGACCACUCUGCGCACAUACUGCCUUCCAGCAGAUGGCAGCAGUUCCUCCUUUCCAAGUCAAGGGACCCAGAAGCUGAUCACAGUCUCCUCAGCAUCGGCAUAGGCUCAAAACAUCACUGUUUCCUAACGCCGUGUGCCACAGUUCCCCAGCCAGGGAGCGUUGACUCCAGGACCUUCAAGAUCAAUUUACCGAGGUUGUAGAAAUUUAAGAAAGUAAACUCAAUUCACCAGGGUAUUAUAAAGAAUGUGGAAUGCACUGGAUAGUUGUUUUGAGUUUGUCCUUUUGCCUGUUCAGUUGCAGAUUUGAUUCCACAAAUAAUGUCUGACAGUUGCUACCUCUGGGAGUUCUCUUUUGUGCAAAUAAAUUUAAAUCCUGAUGUGAAAACCCAGCAUUUCCCAUUUUGGAUAACGAAAUUGCCGAAUCACCCUUCUUAACCAGGUCUCAAUUUUAUCCUGAGUUUAUAGCCUUGUGCAGACUAUCUUACCCACCUCCAUGUUGUCGUGUCUUGUGUUCAGGUUCACUCCUGAGAAAGAAUAAGAACCACCUGACAGUCCACCAUUAAAAGCAUCACCAGCAAUGCUAACCUGAUUCUAACUGUUACUUGCAUAAAGGGGGGGGCGGGGGUAAGAGGUUUAAUUUCUUCUUCUCCUUCAACCGAGAGUGAUGGGUUGCAUUGUUACCGUCUGUCAUCCAGCCAGAUAUGGCUACAGGUUGAACACCGCUCCUGGUGUGAAUAGAUUCAGGUUCCAUCGACUCUAUCCUGUUCCCAUAUUUAUGUCUGAGCUCACUCUCCUGUUCCCAUCUUUUGCGUGAGAUAAGAACAGAAAGUAUUAGAACCCCUCAGCAGGUCUGGCUGUCAGUGGAGACAGUUAGCCAAGUUUGACGAGGUGACCUCGUCAGAACUAUUGACCUGAAAUGCUAACACGGCUCCCCUCUCCCAAGCGGCAGCCUGGCCAGCUCAGCAUUUUCCAGCAUCUUUUUAUUUUAGAUUUUCAACAUUGUCAUCUUGUGUUAGAUUUGUGUGUGUGUGGAGGGCAGGGCUCUGUGUGUGUGUUUGUGUGUGGAGAGUUGGUGUGUGUGUCUCCUACUUUAAGGUUUUCCCUCCUGUUUCUCAUUUCCAGUUUUAAAAAUACUUUGGACUUGCUCUUUCUCUCUCUCACACACGCACACUCUCUCACUCUCGAGCUGCUAUUCCUUCUUAGUUUCUUUGUCACGUGCUUGUGUUUCUGCCAACUGUAUCUUCCAUACCCCAACAGCCACCCACACAUUUGACUGCCACGUUUUUGUAUCACUAUGGAUAAGGAGAGGAGAGGGGAGGAAUCGAAAGGAAGCUAUUUCUUUGUUUAAACCAAAAGCUGAGCCUAAAGUAAGUCAGUUACCAUGCGAGUGUUCCAGUGCCUGUCUAAACAAGAAAUACACAGGUCUCCACUCGCCACAUCUCAGUGGCAAUAGCCACCAGUGGUCAGUAACCUGAAUUACUUGGCUGUCUUGGGGGUUUAACCCCACACAGUCCCUAAUUCUGAUGUGACUUUUCCAUAUUAAGAAAUGACUAAAUGUCCCUUUUCUAAUGAGUGCCUUUGGUUUCUCAAUUGUCCUGUCACAGUGACCACUGCCCAUUGCCUGAAUCCCCCUGAAAGGAACAAUCUGCAAAGAUCCUGCAACUCCACCUUGACGUCUGGCCCACAGAGUGCUUAGACACUGACAUAAUUCACACUUAUCCAGUCAGGUCCACAGGGCAGCUUCUCAUCAAAUCUUACGGCACUUUGAAGGGUGGGAAGUUUGGUUGUGCAGUGAUGUCUCUCGGGGGAGUUUUAAUGCCUUAGGUCAAUCACAAUUUGCUAGGAAUGCAGGCAGUAACUGGGCAGCUUUCAGACCACCUUGGUUGUACAAUAUCUCUGGUACCGUUGGAAGUUUCUGAUUUGCACUAAUGAUUGUUGAGGUUCCCUGUCCAGCAUUGGGAAGCUGGUUAAACCCCCCCUCCCUCUCCCAAAACUGAAGUUUAAAUUGAUUUCCUUAGGCUGGAGGCAGGUUAGCCCAGUGCAUGUUGUUGCUAUGGCUAUAAACAAAUAGUAUUUUUUUGGGUGCAGUAAUAGGAUUCAAUUGAGUCAUAUUUCUGAUUUUUGUGCAAAAUUGCCACUCAAAAGACUUAAUGUGACAAACACUGGCAAGAUAUUUUAAAAUAGGAAAAGAACUCAUUUGCAUGUAUGUAGAGUUGAUGGUAUUUUAAAAUAAACUUUAGUUUUGUCAGU